GACAUAGAAACCACAGUGCCGAGCAACAGCAAAGUGUGCCCGGAGCUGGCACAGCUAAUACUCAGUGAUCGAUGUAUCACUACUUGCUUAGCAGAGGGCUGACGCGUGCACGAUUUUGGCUCCCCCUCCUGACUUGUGCGUCCAAUCUUGCUUGGCAACAAGCCCCAUAUAUAUAUAUAUAGGUCCCCCACGCGCCCACUGCCCCAUUUUCCCGCCCUCUGUAUAAGAACCAGCCCGAGAGCCGAUUUAGCUUGGAAAUGCUUCUGCGAGCUUGCUUCCUAGGCGUCCGUGACGCUGGCAGAGGUGACGCACAAGGAGCUUCACAAAGGGCCCCGACACCGACAACAGACGAGAUUGAAGUGACAGGCUCACUGCCACCGCCGUUAGGGGCUCGCGUGGCCCCAGGCCUACAAUCGCAGCCUACCAUUCAUGAAGUGAACGCACCUGCAGCACGAGUCAGUAGUCCAGUUGCGCCCGCAGCCGCUUUGGCAGACCUGUGCCUGUACCUCGGCAAGCGGGCCCAACUCACGGCGCUGCUCUGGCCCAGCAGCCAAGCCAGCAGCCCGUGUCUGCGCAUACACCAGCGGCUGGACUGCAGGGCGCCGUGUUUGAGAAGGCGCCUCUGGAACUAGGAAACUUGUCGCUGACCCAGAGGUCGAGUAGCAGCCAUGACAGGGGCAGCGGAGGCGCCCACGCCUGGCCCAGGGGCUGGCGCUGUCGGUGCACCCCCCCUCCCGGGCCCCUCACCCGCUAGGAAACCUGCUGGCAGCGGCGGCAGCAUUCGCCCGGCCUGGCAGCAGGGCCUGCACGCGGCGCCCUACACGGAGCUGUCGCCCAGCGAGGUGUCCGAGUGCGCGCCUCAUGAGAUUCUGAACGGGAUCGGUCUAUCAUUCCAGCAGCUCGGGCGCGGCAGCUUCGGCGUUGUCGUGGCAGGCACCUACAACGGCCUUGCCUGCGCCGUGAAGAUCAUGCUGACAAACCAGCUGAACAAACCGGCGCUGCGCGAGCUACUUCUGUCCCCCGCCAUCAACCACGCCAGCCUGGUCCAGACCUUCACCAGCCGCUGCGCGCGCCUGUCAAAUGGAUUCUUCGACCUUCUGGAGGACGUAGCCGUGCCGGGCGCCGCAGGCACAACAGGCACCGCCAGCGCUGCACGAAGCAACAGCAAGCCGCAUCGGAGCCGACCACGGCGGGCGCUGCAGCCCAUCCCGCUGCUGUCAGGUGACGGCUUCGGUGACCCAGGUUGCGGCGUGGUGGCGGGGGAUGACCCCUACCGUGUGCUUCACGCGGUGCUGCACGACUUCAUCGCAGAGACGAAUCAAUUCAUGAUCGUCAUCGUGCAGAUGCAUACACACGGCUCCUCACUCACACACAAGCACACACAUGCACACGCACGCACACAUGAGCUUUGCGACGGCACGCUACACGCCGCCAUCCGCGCGGGAGCCUUCCGCCCCAUCCCCACCAACCCGCAUUGGAACCUGCGUCUGGCGCGGCGCGCGCUGCUGCGCACGGCGCUGGAGAUGGCGCGGGGGCUGCUGCACCUGCACGACACCGGCCUGGUGCACGGCGACCUCAAGCCGCACAACGUGCUGCUGGCCAAGAGCCACGAUGACCGCCGCGGCUUCAAAGCCAAAGUCGCGGACUUUGGACUGUCCCACGUGCUGCCCCAGCGCGCUAACAGCGUUUCAACUGACAGCUUUGGCUCGCCUGCAUACAUGGCGCCGGAGGCCUUCACCGGCAGGGCCAGCAAGGCCACCGACGGCUACUCCUUUGGCGUGUGCCUGUGGGAGCUGCUGUGCGGCCGCACACCCUACAGCGACGUGCAAGGAGGCGCCGUAUGUAGGAUGCGCCCGUCCUCGAUGGCACCAGCCUCUUGCUUGCUGAUGGAACGUCGUCGUGAUUCGCUUGCGCGCGCGCAAUGUUGUCGCCGAGCUGGCGGCGGGCCGUGCGCCGGCGCUGGUGUGGCCGGACGGCGCGGAGAUGACGGACGGCAUCAUAGCGCUGGGCCGGCGCUGCAUGAGCCCACGCCCCGAGGACCGACCCGACCUCAAAGAAGUAUUAGAGGAGAUCAUUGAGAUCGAGCGCAUCAUACGCGCCGACCUGCUCGCGCCAGCCAUGGCAGCGUUAGUGGCGGCGGCGACAGCGACCGCAACGCUAUAAUAGAACGGAUUGUCAUCUGGCCCGUCUAUUUGGUGGUGUGAGAGGAAGAGAUACUUGCAUGCAGCCUCAAUCACGCGGUGUAUACAUGGGGCAGGUGACUUAAGCCGCAGCUGCAAGACACUAGUGGUAUGUUGCGUAUUGGAGCCACAGUGUUCGGGUACUGAGAAAAUAAUUCGCCAAAAUUGACAUGGGUAAAUUAAUUAUACGUGCCUUAAAUCAACUGUUGUGAGCUACAUACUGGGUGCAAGGGAGAUCUGCACUGAAUAAGGCGCAUGGCGGCACAUAUGAUAGUGAAGUAAUUCCAUGCACGUAUUGCUGAUUGAGAAUGCGUCAAGACUGGGGGAUAUUGUGUGCUUCGGAUUUUUGUAGGGCACAUCGACAACUGAUAUGCGCACUCCUGCAUGUAUUACUGUCUUCCGAGCUGCUACGCUGAGUUGAAGCUGGAUGGUGUAUGGUGGUCGCGUAUCAAGGGGUAGGCAACGUAGGCAGGGAAGCCAUAGCCAGCACUUGCGAGUUGGAGAGUAAUUACUGGCCCCGUAGAGUGCUCAUGGAAACGAUGGUUGUUUGCAUUUCGUCUAUACUGUACCCCUCCUUAAGUGUGAUAAUAAAUCCAUCGACGGCUGUGAGCUACAUGCUGGAGGUCUGCUGGUACUUCAUGGGUGCUCUGCGUACGGCUUUCCAUCACCGUCGCCGUAGCUUGAGGAGCUGGGUAACGUACUGAAGGUCAGUUCCAUGGUGCGUGUGGAAGGCAUGCCCAAUUUGGCUGAUCGGGCUUUGUGACACAUCAUUCUCGUCUUGGUAUGUAUGGGGCGCAUUUGAUGGCGAACGACUUAUUUGGUGCAGGCCUGCCGUCGUGGGUGACUGCAAGGCAGUCCGUGUGUCCUUUGACAAGCAAGCUUGGUGAUAAAUGUGUUAACGAGGAGGUGGAUGGCAACGUGUAAUUUGGUGAUUUCUCUUGAGCGAGGUGGCGGCUGUAGGCAAGGGGAUGUGCGCCCCAUGAGGGUGUUUGUGGCGCCCGUAAGCUAACUCAACAGAAAUAAUUUGGAUAGGAGACCAGUUUCGUGGGUCCGGAUUGCAGUGCCUGUGUGUUUCGCGCCGUCGGCCCUUCGGCCAACGUGCCGGGUGGCGCCCGCGAGUGCCACGAGGACGACGGGUCUGGUAGUAGUUGCUGCAGUUGGUGACUGCAUAACAAGAGGCGGCUACGACAGGACACGUAGGCGUAGCGCAGGCCAGAGGCGGAGGAGUGAUAGAGGACCUGCCCGGGCCCCGGCUGGGCCCCAAGUUGUGUGGUGCGCCGCCGUCCAAAGGCGGCCACGUUGCUUAGUGAAGGCGCAGUGGACGCGAGUUGGACCCAGGAACGCGGCCACGUAGCUAGGUAUGGCGUUGCGACGUGUGUUGAGCUAGGAAGGGUGCCACGUACGUAGCCUGUGUCGUACGGGCACCCCAUGCAGUAGUGUUUAGGCUGUAGCGGAGCCGUGCGAGGCGAUUCCGUGCCAUACCAGGAGAACCCCUGCCCGAAGGCGGCCUCUGGUGUCCAAGACUCUCAGACUACCAUCCGAGUCCUUGUAACGGACAAGUUGC
Molecule: messenger RNA, 3744 nt
Organism: Chlamydomonas reinhardtii
Lineage: Eukaryota; Viridiplantae; Chlorophyta; Chlorophyceae; Chlamydomonadales; Chlamydomonadaceae
Exons: 13
Coding region: 669-2078 (469 amino acids)
Biological process (GO): protein phosphorylation
Molecular function (GO): ATP binding; protein kinase activity
Source: RefSeq, a predicted model, not a curated record